AUGCCGAAGCUCAACUAUCUCGAGCUCAACAAUCCUGUGAAACAGCCAAAAUUCUUCCAGUCCAUCAGGAUACAGAACAACUUCCCUUUCCAAAACUUGACUGAGUUCGAACUCAAUGCAACGUCAGCCGUCAUCUCUGCUGCGGCACGCGUGCUACCGAACGUCGUGAAACUUGGUCUGUGUCUCCAAGACGGAAACGGAUCCUGCUUCAAAGAUCUGUCAGAUAUGCCCCGCCUCUGCAAGUUGAAAAUUCUCGGGACUAGAGAAACCACAUUCGCUCGACACGAACUGCUUGCGUUACGGGCGUUAAAUCGACUCGAAAAGCUUACCAUCAAGACGUCAGAAGGAAAUGGCCUGCACGAUAUGCUAGCACUACAAUUUACCAACUCUGACUUUGAUGCUAUGGUUUCUGGAAUGCCAGAGUUGAGAAAACUCGAGUUCGAGGUCAUCUGGGAAAACCGUUCGGUUUCAAUCUUAUCGAGUCUAUCAGAACACUGCCCGAAGUUAGAGGAAUUGGACCUGGACGGAUCGUAUGAUCUACAAGCCUUGAACGACACGUCAACAGUCAUGUUUCCUAAUCUGAAAUCUCUCAGAAUAGACGACUGUGUAGUCCACUAUAUUCCUGUCCGUUUGACACCACUCCAACUGGGCCGCCUAAUAGACAAUCAUGCGCCGAUACUCGAGGAUCUGGCAUUCAUGGUCGACUUCGAUGACAACCCGGUCUUGUUGGCUUGGCACGACAUUCGUGGUUGA
Aureobasidium melanogenum CBS 110374 is the source of this 753-nucleotide messenger RNA. RefSeq lists its product as uncharacterized. The record is from RefSeq and is a predicted model, not a curated record. Lineage: Eukaryota; Fungi; Ascomycota; Dothideomycetes; Dothideales; Saccotheciaceae. The transcript has 2 exons. The coding region runs from base 1 to 753 and encodes 250 amino acids.